CACAAAUUGGAAAGAUGUGAGACAGUCCGUCUCGUCUCCGUCGAUGAAGUUACCAAGAAAUUGGCUGUCGACCAAUUUAAUAGUUUAAUGGUCGAGUGCUGUACUAAUAGUCAAUUUCUUCAGUUAAGAAGAACAUUUGAUCUACUUUAAAAAUGAGUUUUUUAUUUGGAAGUCGGUCCAACAAGACUUUUAAGCCAAAAAAGAAUAUCCCCGAGGGCACACACCAGUACGACCUGAUGCGGCACGCCGCUGCCACACUUGGCUCUGGUAACCUGCGGCUUGCCGUAAUGCUACCCGAGGGAGAGGAUCUCAAUGAAUGGGUCGCUGUCAACACGGUGGACUUCUUCAACCAGAUCAACAUGUUGUACGGCACGAUCACAGAGUUCUGCACGGAGCAGUCGUGCCCCGUGAUGUCGGCCGGGCCCAAGUACGAGUACCACUGGGCGGACGGCCAUACCGUCAAGAAGCCCAUCAAGUGCUCCGCGCCCAAGUACAUCGACUACCUCAUGACCUGGGCGCAGGACCAGCUCGACGACGAGACGCUCUUCCCUUCCAAAAUAGGCGUGCCUUUCCCCAAAAACUUCCUGGGCAUGGCGAAGACGAUCCUCAAACGGCUGUUCCGCGUGUACGCGCACAUCUACCAUCAGCACUUCCCCGAGGUGGUGCAGCUGGGCGAGGAGGCUCACCUCAACACCUCGUUCAAGCACUUCAUCUUUUUCGUGCAGGAGUUCAACCUGAUCGAGCGGCGCGAGCUGGCGCCGCUGCAGGAGCUCAUCGAGAAGCUCACGGCCAAGGACGCGCGGUGAGCCCGCUCCGACGGCGCGGCGGGCGGGCCGUUGCGUCUGGGCCCGUCUCGGCCCGUCUCGGCCCGUCUCGGCCCGUCUCUCGCCGCUCGAGAAGAGGGCCCAGACGCCGAAGGCGCUUCGCGAUUGGCCUCGCGACGAGGCCGCGCCGCGGCGCACGGAGCCGGUGCACGCCGUCUCGAUGCGAACGGUUCACGGCCGUCCACUGACGCGGGGCAAAACGGAGUUUCUUCGUUCUGCUUUACGUUAGUGAACCGCCACAGAAACGUUUUUGUUAAGAGGGCAUAUCAGUACAGCUCGAACUGUUUUCUAUGGAAACGCUAAUUGAAGGGCGACAUGCCGCCGCAUGAGUCGUACUACGGAAGAGGCUUCGCGUGUGCCCUGCGCGAGUGGAGCGACCCGUUCUGCGGUAUCCCGCAUAAAUCGUUCUUAUGAUAUUUCACGACUUUAUUGAAUAAAAUAGGAACGAAUUGUUUCCCGAAUCGGUCAACUUCGAUACCUAUCUUAGACAUAUUAACAAUUGCAUUACCAUAAGAUGGAUUGAACGAAGUGUGUAUCGCAUUCUCAAAAGUAAAAUGACGAAAUUCGAUAAGUCAUUUUUUGGGACAGUCAGAUUAAAAAAUGAUUUAAAAAAUUAAAAACGACCCACCUGACACCGGCCAGAUUUACCGUUUGGCUCGUGCCAAAUGUUGUUGUACAAAAUUCUAUUUGAAAUUAAAACCAAUAUUUUUAGUCUUAAUUCGUAUGUUAGUUACUCUUUGAAUUUCUGCCGGGUAUCCGAAAGUGGUAUUUCCGAAUUUCAUCAUUAUUGACGGUGCGAUGUCGUAGGACGUCAUGUGACGCCUCCGUGUAUUUACAACGCUAGGUAUAUAUAGAUGCGAUUUGCAAAUUAUUUACACUUAAUACUGAGGUAUGAUAUAACGUAGGUGUAGUUCCCAAGACGCGAUUUUGUACCAAGAUGAAAUGUAUAGUUAAUAAUAAUAAUUUAUUAAGCAAUGUUGUAAAUCUCGCCCUUCAUACACUCGACUCGAACGGAAUUAGCGACAGGCGCUCGCAACCUCGGCGAGGUGCUGUCUAGUAGUUUCCCAGAGGCCUGAAUACGUUCUUUAUUCUAAAGGAAGGCCUGCCCUUCAAUGGGAAGGAUUGGCUGUGCAAAGUAGUAGUACUUAGCGUCAAA
Hyposmocoma kahamanoa is the source of this 1980-nucleotide messenger RNA. RefSeq names its product MOB kinase activator 1B (gene mats). Lineage: Eukaryota; Metazoa; Arthropoda; Insecta; Lepidoptera; Cosmopterigidae. Gene Ontology annotation, molecular function: protein kinase activator activity. Gene Ontology annotation, cellular component: nucleus; cytoplasm. The record is from RefSeq and is a predicted model, not a curated record. Gene Ontology annotation, biological process: positive regulation of protein phosphorylation; hippo signaling. The transcript is spliced from 5 exons. Bases 153 to 806 code for a protein of 217 amino acids.